UGAGCUCCUCCACCUCCACACAGAGACACCCUCACAAUCCCUAGGGAGACUUUUUUUUUUCUUUAAAUCCCAACGGCAGGUGGCCCGUGACUGGUUGGAGAGAGGGAAGAGAGGAGAAUGAAUGAAGAGGGACCAGAGAAAAAGAGGAUGAGAAAGGGAGAGCAGCGAAACCGAAGAGGUAACACACGCACAGCGGGAGGCCGUUGCUCCGCUCGGUUUUGAACUGAAAAGAAAAAAGGGACUUAAAGGAGCCAAAAGGUGCUUAGACUUGACCUCCCCCUUUUUCCCUGUUGUGGGCACCUUCUUUUUGUCUGAGCACAAGCAGGCCACGGUUGGACUCUGAAUACACAAGUCACGCCUUUUUCAUCCCGUCUUCCCUAAAAUCUUCAGCCACCAUCUAGUACCAACGACAGCCUGUUGCCAUGGAUAAGACUUACUCACUAACCGCCCACUACGAUGAGUUCCAGGAAAUAAAAUAUGGUGGUCGCUAUAGCAGUGAGAUCCUCAGCAAUGGCAUGACCCUACACCUGGGUGGGAGCCUGGACCGCCAUAUGGGGCGUGGGCGGGGAGGGGGUGGGUCAAGUGGGCGGAACCGAGAUCUAAGCGGCACCAACAGCGGCGGCGGCGGCCUUCCUCGCUGGAGCCGGAGGGAGAUCUGCCUCCUGUCGGCGCUAGUCUUCGCAGCGGGGAUGUGCGUCAUCCUGGGCAGCAUGCUGGCACUCAAGUACAUUUCCCUGGAGGCCCAGCAGGACCCGCACUGCCGGCAGGACUGCCAGCGCAAGCGCUCCCUGCUGCGGGCGGCGCGCUUCGUCCAGGCCAACAUCGACCCCACCAUCCAGCCCUGCCAGGACUUCUACUCCUUCGCCUGUGGUGGGUGGCUGCGACGCCACGGCAUCCCCGAGGACAAGCUCAGCUAUGGCAUCAUCACCGCCAUAGGGGAGCACAACGAGGAGAAACUGCGGCGCCUCCUGCUGGAGCCCAUACGGAGGCGUGGACCCGACUCGGCCGAGCGCAAGGUCAAGGAGUUCUACAGAUCCUGCGUCAACAUCCAGGAGAUCGACAAGCUGGGCUCCGACCCCAUGACCGAGGUGAUCGACAGCUGCGGGGGCUGGGACCUGGUGGGGGCUCCUCCUGGCGGGGCUGGCUGGGAGACCGAGGGCGCCCCCCAGAGGCCGGACUUCAACGAGCUGCUGUACAGGACCCAGGGCGUGUACAGCACCGCCGUGUUCUUCUCCCUCACUGUCAACGUGGACGACAAGAACUCCUCCAGGAACGCCAUCAGGAUUGACCAGGAGGGGCUCACUCUACCAGAAAGAAGCCUUUACCUGGGGCAGGACGAGGACAGUGUCAAGAUCUUGGCGGCCUACAAGGCUUUGAUGGAGCGCUUGCUGAGCAUGCUGGGAGCUCACAAUGCCACGCAGAAGUCCAAGGAGAUUUUACAGCUGGAGACCCGCCUGGCCAAUAUCACUGUGUCAGAGUAUGAUGACCAAAGAAAGGACAUCAGCACCAUGUAUAACCGCAUCACGCUCAGACAGCUACAGCGCAUUGCUCCCAGUCUUCACUGGAAACGCUUGCUGGACAGAAUCUUCCACGACACUUUCUCAGAAGAUGAGGAGAUAGUAGUGCUGGCCACCGAUUACAUACAGAAAGUGUCCGAUAUCAUCAAGACGACUUCGAAGAGGGUCCUUCAUAACUACAUGCUGUGGCGCAUCGUGGCGGCGCUCAGCGAGCAUCUGUCCACCGCCUUCCGCAGCACCAUCCAUGAGUUUUCUCGAGAGAUCGACGGCACCGAGCGGCAGCUGGAGCUGGGCAGGCUCUGCCUCACCCAGGCCAACAAACACUUUGGCAUGGCUCUGGGCGCCCUGUUCGUCCAGCAGCACUUCUCCUCACAGAGCAAGGCCAAGGUACAGGAGCUGGUGGAGGACAUAAAGCAUUCCCUGGACAUCCGGCUGCAGGAGUUGGACUGGAUGGACGACGCUACCAAGGAGGCUGCCAGAGCCAAGCUGCAGCACAUGAUGGUGAUGACAGGCUAUCCAGAUUUCCUGCUCAAACCUGAGCUCAUAGAUCAAGAGUACGGGUUUGACGUGGAUGAGAAGACCUACUUCAAGAACAUCCUCAACAGCAUCGAGUUCAACAUCAAGCUGUCCGUCAAGAAGAUCCACAAAGAGGUGGACAAGACGGCGUGGCUUCUUCCCCCUCAGGCCCUUAAUGCCUACUACCUCCCUAACAAGAACCAAAUGGUCUUUCCCGCCGGCAUCCUUCAGCCCACUCUCUACGACCCUGAAUUCCCACAGUCUCUGAACUACGGGGGAAUAGGAGCUAUCAUCGGUCAUGAGCUGACACAUGGAUAUGAUGACUGGGGGGGCCAGUACGACCGCCAUGGCAAUCUCAAACAGUGGUGGACGGAAGACUCCUACAGAAAGUUCCAGAAGAAGGCCGAGUGCAUCGUCAAGCUCUAUGAUAACUUCACUGUGUAUAACCAGAGGGUGAAUGGGCGUCUGACGCUGGGUGAGAACAUAGCGGACAUGGGAGGGCUAAAGCUGUCCUACUACGCGUAUCAGAAGUGGGUAAGGGAACAUGGUCCGGAGAGGCCCCUGCCUGGGCUCAAAUACACUCAUGAACAGCUCCUCUUCAUUGCCUUCGCACAGAACUGGUGUAUGAAGAGAAGAUCUCAGUCCAUCUACCUGCAGUUGCUAACUGACAAGCAUGCACCUGAACAUUACAGAGUGAUCGGCAGCGUUUCCCAGUUCGACGAGUUUGGCCGUGUGUUUCACUGUCCAAAGGGUUCUCCCAUGCACCCUGUCAACAAAUGCUCCGUAUGGUGACCUCUCCACUAUGCCUGGUGACCCGGGGAUGACCUUUGACACCUUCACAGCCAUGACCUGACCUGCAUCUCAUCCUUUAUAAUUCACAGCUCAUGGCACACAGUACACAGCCCUCCUUUCUUGCCUGUCAAGGAGUGAGAGGCAUCAGACAUAAUCAGAGAUAUAUGAGUAAACAGUUGUCCACUGGUAACCCAAUCUACCAAGUUAAAUCAUGGUACACAUAACUAUUUAUCAUGUAUAUAUUAUUUGAUUAUAUAUAUUUUUCUAUGUUUAGAUUUACAGUUAUUUUCAAAUCAUCUAUUUUUGUAUUUUAGCAGAUGUAUCAUUAUGCAUAAGUUUCAUAUGCUAUUUGUUUCUGAACUGAACAUGUUUUCUCGGUAGUUUCUCUUUUGCAUAGCAUAAACUAGAAAACUGUUUUCAAGGUAUAGAAUAGGGAUUUGGAGUAGGAAGACAAAGCGAGCAGCUCUGGAGUAAGCAUUACAAGAGACAGUAGGGGCUUGGGGGUUGAGCGAUUUUACAUCCUGAAGUGAAAUGGACAAGGACCAAUUUAAAAUGAACUGGAAUCGGUUGCACCCUUCUGCCUGCCAAUAUUUUGGUGUACUUUUUUUUUCUAUUUGGGAAUGGAUUUCUUGAUGCAAUGCUGCCCUCUUGUGGCUAACGAGGAGAAAUGGUCACUGUUGAAACCUCAUGAAGUCUCAUUUGCCUGCAUCAGCCUCUUGUUACUGUGAGUGUUUGUAUGGUUUUUAAGAUGUCGAUUUUUGUAAGAGGUGAACUCAUGGUGAUGUUUUUCUCAGGAUUUGUAGCAAAGUGCGGCGUCUAAAGGAGAAUGGUAUCUACAGUAUGUGGCUGUCUGUAUGUACGUUCAUCUCUGAUGAGGUAACUGGUAUAAAAAAGCGACGCUGGACUUUUUUGAAAAAGCCUGUGCGGAUCCCACUCCACAGUUUGUUUCAAUUCUAAUGUGUCUGGCAUGAAGAGAAAUGUUUUACCUCCAUGGAAUUUACGCCAUGAUCAAUAACCUGGACCCUAUUGGACAACUUGAUUUAAGAGCUCUUUCUAUUGGAAGUCAAAGAACCACAGCAAUUGGAUUACUUAAACCCCAGCGUUUCCUGAUGAACUCUGAAUAACCUUAACACAGACCAGGAGUAAAGUGAAAUGGAGAGCAAGGUCACAUUGUAUAUUCAGUCAUUCAUCAAAAAAACAAAAAACAAAAAACAGAAACCAACACUAUGUACAUAAUAAUGUGCAAAUAUGGUAGAUGGAAAACCAUACAUUUGUACACAGCACUAUUGAAAAAUUUUACUUUUGUAUAAAGAAUCUACAGGUACAAAGCGUCUUUGUACAGCUGAAAAGUAUAUUAGAUGUUAUGGUUGUACAGUUUGUUUUAAUGAGAGUGCAUGUUCCCCACCCCGAGGUUCAAAACUGGCUGGCACAAAACUCAGAUUCACAAAUUCUGAAGACACAUAAACACACACAGACGUCUGGCGACCCAGCUGCUAAUUCACACGUGGCUGCUACUUCCUCCUCCUUGUUGGUGUCCGUUCAAUGUUUUGAAUAAAUCCAUGGGAUCACAUUUACUUUUCUGCAGCA
This is a messenger RNA of Myripristis murdjan (pinecone soldierfish), 4412 nucleotides long. RefSeq names its product endothelin converting enzyme-like 1 (gene ecel1). The coding region runs from base 423 to 2825 and encodes 800 amino acids. Gene Ontology annotation, cellular component: plasma membrane. The record is from RefSeq and is a predicted model, not a curated record. Gene Ontology annotation, molecular function: metalloendopeptidase activity. Gene Ontology annotation, biological process: protein processing. The transcript is spliced from 18 exons. NCBI's taxonomy places the organism in Eukaryota, Metazoa, Chordata, Actinopteri, Holocentriformes, Holocentridae.